CCUGUAAACGGGCGAGAAUAGGCGAGAACUUCGUGGCUACAAAAAUGUCCUCUAUCGGAGGCGCGUCCUCAGAUGCCGCUGACAAACACGAAACGACGGGAGAAACCGGGAAGAUGAUCCGGCUGAACCAGCCUGACGCCACGUGGGGGGAACAGCUGUUGAAGGCGGCCGCUGACCUGGCAGGCACUGACCACGACGGGUCGGAUUCCGAGCUCUCGGACACAGACAACUUUCUAACCAAGGGCGCCUUUUUGUUGACGCCGAGUCACGAACUCAGUAUGGAGAAAGCCAGCAGUAUCUGCGAGAAGAUGAACUUUAAGGGUCAGUUCUCCCUCACCAAGACGGCCACAGGCAUCCUGUUCAAGUUCUCGCACCCAGAGGAUUACCAAGCUGUGUUCAAGAAGGGCUUCCAUAAGGUGACGAACGCGAGGUUCUACAAAAAGGUUCCUAUCCCGUGUCGACCGCAGAAGACCUUUACAGUGUUUGCACUGGAGAUCCCAGAAGACAUUCCAGAAGAGGAUAUCAGACACUCCAUGUACAAGUUUAACUCUGUAGUCGAGGUUAUCAGACUUCCUAAGGACACAGGGAUAGGAGGACCGUCAGGAACAGGCUCUACCACCAUCGAAAAAUCUAAUUCAGCCAAUCCAGGUACAGCAGCCGACAAGACGAGUGGGGGGUUACCGGUCAUCGUCCCGCCACCUCCGCUGGUCAGAGUGACUCUCGCCUCACUGGAAGAAUACAACAUUCUGCUCCAGAAUGGACUGGACUUCUACGGCGCCACGUUCUUCCCCACAGAAGCCGCUGUGUCCACGUCGGCGGUACGCACCAGCGGGAGGAAGUCCGUCUUGGGCAACAGGGUGUUCGACGUGGUAACGACUUCCGGCCAGCGGGUGCGCGACAUGCUUCCGGUCUUCGACGCAGCUGGAUUCUCCAAGAUUCCUCCACCCGCAAUAAAAACGAUUAAGCCGCGCCGGGCCAACUGAUGCGCGCGACCCACAAGUUGCUACUGACGUCACGCGAGCUACGGAGCAAAUACACAACAACCACCUGGUCAGGCCACGACACUUUUCAAAAGCUUCGGCUGUCAGGCUUUUAGACAUUCACACGAAAAUUCCAUAUUUCAUUAAGUUAUGUAAAUUAUUCUGAAGAAGCUGAAGGGAGUUCUUUUUCCCACCAAGUGCUGCUCUGGUACACUCUGUAACUUUCAAUUUAAAUCUGAACCCACAAAACAUGAAAUUAUGGGCGUAAUGUCAGAACAAUUAAACACUUUUACAUGCAAGACAGCGUUUAAUAAUACGAGCCAGUCACUCCGCAGAAGAGUCGAACCGGUAACCCUCCAAGUACAAACCAUGAGGGCCACGAAAUAAUUAAUUAUUUGCAUCGAGAAUAUGGAUUAUGGCUUCAUAUUUAUCGCGUGUUCUUUGCACGAAGUGCAUGAAACUAAAUCAUUACAUAGGGAUCGUGUCUGUCUGUCUGUCUUUCCACGUUUCAUCACCGAAACUGUAAGACCUACUUCGAUUAAAUCGAGAGCUUUAGGGCAGGGAUCUAAUGCUAAAAUUGGUACAGCCAAUUUUAUCUUGGUUCGUAUCCGAACAACAUAAAACCUGCCUCAAAAGGAGAUAAAAAACAAUAUUUUUCAUUUUGCUAAAAACGUUUUGUUGCACAAACAACUUGUUCAUGAAAUAAAAUAAAGAUAUCACUGAUAUCCAUACUCCAAAAUGAAACACAUUACAGUGUAACAUGCUCGUACGCUUAACGACGUCACCUGUUUCGCAGCAUAUUUUUGGUGUCAUGUAUUAUCUUCGCUACAGCAAUUUUCCAUUACCAGUAAUAAAUUAAAAUUUAACGCGAUAACGUAUGCAUAAUCGCAAAGCAGGGUACACCUUUGCACUCUUACAGUUUAAACUACAAGAGAAAGUUUUCUAAUCGAGGUAUUUGCACACAGUACACACAUACAGGGUGUCCCAAAAAGAUAAACACACAGGUUAUUAUCCCGUAUUAUAGUGUAUAUACAUCUUUAUGCGACAACCUGUACACACAAUUAUUUCACUGUCAUCUCUAGAAGCUCUUCCCCUUCCAGCUCGCGUCCGACAAAGCCAGCUGUAACUUCCUACGACCAUUUCAUCAGGAAAGCGUUGUGGCCAGAACUCUGUAAUCUAGUUUUGAUGUGACGUCAGAAGAAACAAAAGAGAACGCUCCGGAAAUUCUCUAGUCUUAAGACCUUAAAGUACACGAAGGAAGAGGGUGUGAAAUUAAUGUUAAACAAUAAAAUAUUUCACCUCUUCAUAAAAAUCAACUAUGUUUA
Zootermopsis nevadensis is the source of this 2305-nucleotide messenger RNA. RefSeq lists its product as uncharacterized. NCBI's taxonomy places the organism in Eukaryota, Metazoa, Arthropoda, Insecta, Blattodea, Termopsidae. The record is from RefSeq and is a predicted model, not a curated record.